Ceraceosorus guamensis is the source of this 705-nucleotide messenger RNA. RefSeq lists its product as hypothetical. The transcript is spliced from 3 exons. Lineage: Eukaryota; Fungi; Basidiomycota; Exobasidiomycetes; Ceraceosorales; Ceraceosoraceae. Bases 157 to 612 code for a protein of 151 amino acids. The record is from RefSeq and is a predicted model, not a curated record.
ACUUCCGACUGGUGAUGGAUGUGACUAUGAACAAUUUGAAUACUGCCCACGCAAGACUCACGACAUGAAAUCACGAAUGAAAGAAGACCUGCGCGGAUCAGUUCGCGGACGCUUGUCUCAUAAUAGCAAGGGCGGAUCCAACAACCCAGUGAAGCGAUGACGGCAUGCCAAGCCUUUUCGAGUCAAUUCUCGGGUCAGUCAAGACGAGGGCUAGCUGAUGCGCGUUGCCACGACACAGCUAGGCGGGGGGAGGCGCUUGGAGAUAAGGCAGGGCCACUCGAUCAAGCCGCGGACUUUUCGCACGGAUUGCGUUCUUUCAUCCGAGUGAUUCUUGAUGCUCUUGGACGAGGCAACUCGAUCGGCAAAAGACUCACACUCUCGACUGCUCACACGCUUGUUCGAGGUGAUGCGUGGCGGCGGGGUCGCUUAUGCAUCGCGGUCAUCGGAGUGCAGGCACAGAGGCAAGCUAGCGCGGAUCGCGAUAAGUUGCCCCCAGAAGUCCGAGAUCGCUUGAUUUCCAAGCAGCAGGCCCGAGAAUCGCUGCGCCCAUCUCAGGCAGCAUCAUGUGGGUGCGGUCGUGCGAUAUCAUCGUCUCAACAGUCCUCUUCUUGAGCAACGUUGGCAGCGGUAGCGAUGCAUGCUGGUGAGGUCAACCGAUUCAGUCUUGUCGAGUGACGCCGAUUUCUUGGUGGGCCUCCUGGCGCC